GACCAAAACACAUUCUAAUCAUUCUCUCCCUCUCAGGCUCUCACCCUUUUCCUAGAGUUUCAUUCUUUAUUUGUAUAGACAAAAGAAAACAUAUAAAACUCAUCAUCAUAGACUUAGAAAAAUGGAAAUUGAAGCAAGGCAAAACAUGGUAGCAAAAAAGCUAUGGAACAUGGUACGUGUAUUAUUGUUCAUGAUAAGAAAAGGCAUAGCCAAGACCAAAACAAUGGUAGAUCUCAACUUGAUUCUCAAACGUGGGAAACUGGCUGGGAAAGGCUUAAUCAACACUCUCGUUCUCAAUCACCAAUUAUACUAUUCCUCGCUCACAUGUCGCUCCCACGACAAUAUUAACUCUUUCAUCUCUCCUUGUGAAUACGAAUUCAGCUGCAGCAACACCCCUGUUAAUCCUCUCUAUCAUUCUAGCCGCCGCUUCUCCAAGUCACGCCAACGACACAACGAUGUUUCCAUCAUGAAAAAUAAUAAUAUUGAUGUUCAUAAGGUGUUUAUUGAAAUGAUGUUGAACAAUGAAAAGGUGGAGGCUGUGGCUGAUUUUCCUUUAGUGGCAUUGCCUGGUUUUGGGCAGAGCCCUGUUGGGAGACAACUAAGGGUUACCGAUUCGCCUUUCCUGCUCGAAGACGAAGGGGAUAGUCAUCAUGUAGACAAGGCAGCUGAAGAAUUCAUUAACAACUUCUAUAAAGAUCUCAAUAGGCAAAAUAGAUCAAUCAGCUUCUUUUGAGUCACCAUACAAUUAAUUACAUCAAUGGAUAUAAUUUUUAUUAAUUUCCACCAAUAGUAAUAUUUUUCUUUGUAUGUCGUCAAAGUUACAGUUUUAGAUUAAUUGAUCAACUGUUCAGUGACAUCAUGCAGUUAUGUGACUUCAAUUACUUUGAAGUUUGAAAAUUGAUGCUGCAGUUACAUUUUAGGUUUAUUAAUAAUUUUCAGGUAUAAUAUGCUUAUUGUGUAUUUGGCUCUUGGUUAUAUUAUAUUUGUCAAAAAAGUAUUAACUUCGGUUCAGUUCACUAAGCAGUGUUAUUCAACUUUGUUUUUAUUUUAUUCU
Messenger RNA from Trifolium pratense (red clover), 1054 nucleotides. RefSeq lists its product as uncharacterized. Bases 122 to 733 code for a protein of 203 amino acids. NCBI's taxonomy places the organism in Eukaryota, Viridiplantae, Streptophyta, Magnoliopsida, Fabales, Fabaceae. The record is from RefSeq and is a predicted model, not a curated record. The transcript has a single exon.